Messenger RNA from Penaeus indicus, 3444 nucleotides. It is a transcript of the gene ras, whose product is annotated as inosine-5'-monophosphate dehydrogenase 1b-like. The record is from RefSeq and is a predicted model, not a curated record. The transcript is spliced from 12 exons. Gene Ontology annotation, molecular function: IMP dehydrogenase activity. Lineage: Eukaryota; Metazoa; Arthropoda; Malacostraca; Decapoda; Penaeidae. Bases 150 to 1703 code for a protein of 517 amino acids. Gene Ontology annotation, biological process: GTP biosynthetic process. Gene Ontology annotation, cellular component: cytoplasm.
ACCUUCCCCGUCAGUCUGGUCCACGCGGUGAGACCUGGUGGGUCAGCGAAAAGUUGCGGGAGAGUAUCGCUCUUCAUUUUUUUGUGACGUUGUGCAACAAGUGAAAAUUUUUCAAAAUUGCGUUAAUAACUCAACAAGACGAUACCAAGAUGGCGGACUAUUUGAUCUGCGGAGGGACAAGCUACGUCCCAGAAGACGGGAAUACCGGUGCUCAACUCUUCUCCACGGGGGAAGGUCUCACUUACCAUGACUUCAUCAUUCUCCCUGGCUUCAUUGAUUUCACAGCUGAGGAAGUGGACUUGACCUCUGCUCUCACAAAAAAGAUCAGUUUGAAAGCUCCUCUGGUAUCUUCCCCAAUGGACACUGUAACGGAAUCUGAGAUGGCUAUUGCAAUGGCACUUUGUGGUGGCAUUGGCAUCAUUCACCACAACUGUUCACCAGAGACACAAGCACAGGAGGUCAUGAAAGUCAAGAAGUACAAGCACGGCUUCAUUCGUGACCCUGUAUGCCUCACUCCACACCACAGAGUCUCUGAUGUUUUUGAUGUAAAGAAAAGUCAUGGCUUUGGUGGAAUUCCAAUCACAGAAGACGGAAAGAUGGGCACACGACUCCUUGGCAUUGUUACAUCACGAGAUAUUGAUUUUUUGGAACCUAACUCGGACAAGCUGCUCUCAGAGAUCAUGACUCCCUUUGAUGACCUGGUAACGGCUCCAGCAGGUGUCAGUCUUGAUAAGGCUAACGAGAUAUUACAGAGAUCUAAAAAAGGUAAAUUGCCAAUUACAAAUGAACAUGGUGAACUUGUCGCUUUGAUAGCACGUACUGAUCUCAAGAAAUCUCGCAACUUCCCAAAUGCUUCAUAUGACGCUAACAAUCAGCUUUUGGUGGGAGCAGCCAUUGGAACACGAGAAACGGACAAGCAUCGCCUUGAACUCCUUGUCAAUGCUGGUGUUGAUGUGGUGGUUUUGGAUUCUUCACAAGGAAACUCGAUAUACCAAAUCAACCUAAUCCGCUAUAUCAAAAAUACUUAUCCAGAGCUCCAGAUUGUCGGUGGCAAUGUUGUAACAGCAGCACAGGCAAAGAAUUUGAUAGAUGCAGGUGUGGAUGGCUUACGAGUAGGUAUGGGAUCCGGUUCCAUCUGCAUCACACAAGAAGUCAUGGCUGUUGGUCGUCCUCAGGCUACAGCUGUAUACAAAGUGGCUGAGUAUGCUCGGCGAUUUGGUGUACCUGUGAUGGCUGAUGGUGGUAUUGCCUCUGUAGGUCACAUCAUCAAAGCGCUUGCAUUGGGUGCAUCCACAGUAAUGAUGGGUUCUAUGCUGGCUGGAACUUCAGAAGCACCAGGAGAAUAUUUCUUCAGCAAUGGCGUGAGGCUCAAGAAGUACCGUGGCAUGGGCUCUCUCGAGGCCAUGGACCGUAAAGAUACCCAGGGCGCAGCUGCCGAUAGAUAUUUCCAUGGAGAGGGAGACCGCAUCAAGGUUGCACAGGGAGUUAGUGGUUCCAUUGUGGAUAAGGGGUCCAUCCUAAGAUUUCUGCCAUACUUGGUGUGUGGCAUUCAGCAUGGCUGUCAAGACAUCGGUGCCAAGUCAUGCUCAAUGCUCAGGGCCAUGCUGUAUAGUGGUGAGCUGAAAUUAGAGAGGCGCACUGUCUCUGCACAGAAAGAAGGUGCAGUGCAUAGUCUCCAUUCGUACGAGAAGCGGCUUUACUAAUCACCAAUCAACGUGCCAAAAAUCUGUUGUCAGGGACUGAGUGUAGCAGGAGGUUGAAUGCUUAAAGGAAAAAAGUCUUUCUCUUUCACUUUCUUUUUAUGAAUCUUAACUACAUUAUUGAUUUUGCCUUCUGCAUAUAGGAGCUUGAUCUGUGAUGUGAUCAUGUGUCAGUGAUAUGAUAUUUAACUACAGAAUCUUUCUUUGUGGUACAGUGUACAAUUUUAGUAGUAUGAAUGAAUGAAUACAGUUGUAUUUGCAAAUGUUGAAUGAAAUCAGCACAAUACCUAUUGUACAAUAAAAGCAGUUGGACAUGACAUUUUACGAGCACAAGGACAGAUGCAGUUUGUGAAAUAUGAUAUGUGAAAGUGUUUUCUGUUAUAGAAGUCGAAGAAGCUUGCAGUAUGCAAAACUACAUUUUCUUCCAAAAAUAUAUACUUUGAUUUAUUACAGAUAUAUAUUUUGAUUGUCUGAACAAUGUUGAAAGAAAGCAAACUAGUAGAUUUAAAGUCUAGGGUGUAGCUGAUAUAGUUGUAGGAUGUCGAGUUUUUGAAAAAAGGCAGUAUGCAUCAAAAAAUUAUUUGUCAGUUCAUCCUUGUGUUGUAUGAAUGUGGGUGCAUUUGUGUAAACUGAUGUUUAUGCUUACAUUUCUGAUGUGGGAGUAUCCUUUUGAGACAGUUUGCUGUGUGUAUUGUAAAAGAUCAUGGGUAAUGCUUAUGAACUGUCCCAUUAAGUAUGAAACCAUAAUGUGAAUAUAAUUGUGAACCUCAAAUUAUGAUCUUGAGAACAUUUUAAUCCUUAUUAUUGGGCAUUUCUUGAGAUCAGCCUGUAUGUGGUAUUUGCCAUUGUUUUGUUUUUUCCUUUUAAUCCAAAUCUUGAUUGACUUCCCAAGUUACUUCGUCUUGUUAACUUGAGUGGGAUGUGGUCCCAUGUAUUUGUUAAUGAAGCAAAUUCUCAAGUAGCAUCUUCAGAGUAUAACAUUUGCCUCUUCUUUUAAAGUAUAUUUUGAUUACUUGGACAAAAUAGCUGCUAUUCAUAGAUAAUGAGGCAGAGAUUGAGUGAUGUUAGAUCUGACAAAGCAUUUUAAAAACUGCUUUGCUAUACCAUACUUGCAAAGUACAAAACUGAAAGACAACUUCCAUAAUGUAGAAUGUUGAAGGUAGUGUAAUGUUUUCAAGUAUACAGUAAGAUAAAGAAUUUCAAGUCAAUCAAGUGUUGGAAAGUGACUGAAACUGUAGCUUAGAUCCUCAGUCAUAGAGUAUGGACUGUAACGUUUUUAAUGUAUUAUUUAAAAGUAUAUUUGCAAUAAUUAUCUGUGACUUGUUCAAAUUGCUGAGUAAUGCAUCUCUCUCCAUGUACUGUGCCAAAUAUUAUGUGAACAGUGUGCAUUGACUCUAUAUAUAUUGAUGAGCUGAUGAAAUUUGAAUAUACUUAUUGUUAUUAUUAUUUUUUAGCAUGGUUGAUUAUAUUUUUUGAUAUAUUAGCAAAUGAUUUUACAAUAUUCCUCAGAUUUAUUAUAUAAAACAAGAUGUACAUUCUUAAAAGAAAAAAAAAUUGUUCAUUCUCCUUCAAAGUCUAUUAUAGGUUAUGAUUUUGUUUUUGUGAGCACAGGGGUCAUAUUUUGCUCGAGUUCAAAGGUCCCGUGAUGUAACAUGACAGCCUGAGGAUUGUUAUAUUAAAUGACUAGUGUUAUGUUAGUUCUGGGUGACCAAUAAUAUUUCAAGUGUAGUAUGUGAUAUUUUUC